This is a messenger RNA of Pelecanus crispus (Dalmatian pelican), 2958 nucleotides long. NCBI's taxonomy places the organism in Eukaryota, Metazoa, Chordata, Aves, Pelecaniformes, Pelecanidae. The record is from RefSeq and is a predicted model, not a curated record.
AGAGAAGCCCAGCAAAAUCGACCCAUUAUGGACAAAACACAGCAACAAGUACGUCUGGGCCCAGCAAGGCCAACUAUAGCAGCUAUCAAGAAAUAAUCGCCAACUCUCUCCUAAACCUAGGCCAAAUAGCGGAGGAAACCCUUGCCAUCGAAGGGCAGCUGCCUGAAGCUGAGCUGCAGGUCUCCAAGCCACCAUCCAACGUUGUGCACCUGGUCCAUGAGGAUGCGGGAGAGGAGUUAGUGGACGAGGAGUGCGACAAGGAGAUCAUUAUCCAGACGGAGGAUGCGGAGGAGGUCAUCGAGGUCACCAGCGAACGCAGCAGCGAGUUGUGUCUGGAGCACCGGGAUGAUGCGACCUGCGAGGAGUCCUGCAAACUGCAAAAGGCUGAAGCAGAAGAAGAGGAUGAAGAUGAGGAGGAGGAGGAUGAAGAUGAGGAGGAGGAGGAGGAAGAGGAAGAAGAGGAGGAGGAAGAGGAAGAAGAAGAGGAGGAUGAAGAGGAGGAGGAGAUGGCUCCUGAAGUGAUCUGCGAAGAAGCUCCUCACACUUCUCAGGACACCCAGAAAAGCCACUGUGAAGGGCAGUUCAGCCCGAAGCCCGAGUACUCAGUCAUCGUGGAGGUCCGGUCGGAUGACGACAAAGACGACGAUGCCCGCUCCCAGAAAUCGGCAGUGACCGACGAGUCAGAGAUGUAUGACAUGAUGACGAGGGGGAACCUGGGGCUGCUGGAACAAGCCAUCGCACUGAAGGCUGAGCAGGUGAAGAUUGUGCGGGAGCCCAGCCGGCUGCCAGGAGAGCACGUAAAGCACUUCCAGGUGGAUGAGAAACAGAGCAAACCGCUGGACAGCAUCCGAAAGAGCUACUACGGCAAAGAUCCCUCAAGACCCGAGAAGCGAGAAAUCAAAUGUCCGACUCCCGGCUGUGAUGGGACCGGCCAUGUCACGGGACUCUACCCUCACCAUCGCAGCCUCUCUGGUUGUCCGCACAAAGACAGGAUCCCUCCUGAGAUCUUGGCGAUGCACGAGAACGUGUUGAAAUGCCCCACGCCAGGCUGCACAGGACAGGGUCACGUCAACAGCAACCGCAACACGCACAGGAGGCCUAUGUGCUUUGUGAAGCAACUGGAGAUCCCUCAGUAUGGAAGCUACCGGCCCAACAUGGUCCCAGCAACCCCCCGGGCCAACCUGGCCAAGGAGCUGGAGAAGUACUCCAAGGUCACCUUCGAUUAUGCAAGUUUUGAUGCUCAGGUUUUUGGCAAACGCAUGCUUGCCCCAAAGAUUCAGACUAGCGAAACCUCACCUAAAGCCUUUAAAUGCUUCGACUACUCCCACGACGCCGAGGCUGCGCACAUGGCUGCCACUGCCAUCCUCAACCUCUCCACGCGCUGCUGGGAAAUGCCGGAGAAUCUCAGCACGAAGCAACAAGAGGCCCCCGGCAAGUCCAUGGACAUUGAGGUGGAUGAAAAUGGGACUCUGGACUUGAGUAUGAACAAGCACCGCAAACGGGAGAGCACCUUUCCCAGCAGCAGCAGCUGCAGCAGUAGCCCCAGCAUGAAGUCCCCAGAUGUGUCCCAGCGCCAAAACAGCACCAGUGCCACAAGCAGCACUAUGACCUCCCCCCAGUCCAGCCAGACCUCCCGUCAGGAUGAAUGGGAUGGGCCCAUUGACUACACUAAACCAAACCGUCAGCGGGAAGAGGAGCCAGAAGAGUCAGAGCCUGCUGCUCACUCUUUUGCCUCCUCGGAAGCUGAUGAACAGGAAGUGUCAGAGGAAAACUUUGAAGAACGAAAAUACCCAGGGGAAGUUACUUUAACCAACUUCAAGCUUAAAUUCCUCUCCAAGGACAUCAAGAAAGAGCUGCUCACUUGCCCAACCCCAGGCUGUGACGGCAGCGGACACAUAACGGGAAACUAUGCCUCUCACCGCAGCCUUUCUGGUUGUCCUCUUGCUGACAAGAGCCUCAGAAACCUCAUGGCUGCCCACUCUGCUGACCUCAAGUGCCCUACUCCUGGUUGUGAUGGCUCUGGUCACAUAACAGGAAAUUAUGCAUCGCAUAGAAGUCUGUCAGGCUGCCCUCGUGCCAAGAAAAGUGGGAUCAAGAUCACCCCGACAAAGGAUGAUAAAGAAGACCCAGAGCUGAUGAAGUGUCCUGUUCCUGGCUGUGUUGGGCUCGGACACAUCAGUGGCAAAUACGCCUCUCACCGGAGCGCAUCAGGGUGCCCUCUCGCAGCCCGCAGGCAGAAAGAAGGAUCGCUCAACGGCUCCUCGUUUUCCUGGAAGUCGUUGAAAAACGAAGGUCCAACCUGCCCCACCCCGGGUUGCGAUGGCUCCGGCCAUGCCAACGGGAGCUUCCUCACUCACAGAAGUUUGUCAGGGUGUCCAAGAGCUACUUUUGCUGGGAAGAAAGGAAAACUCUCAGGGGAUGAAAUUCUCAACACAAAGUUCAAGACCAGCGAUGUUCUGGAGAACGAUGAAGAGAUCAAGCAGCUGAACAAGGAGAUCAGUGAGCUGAACGAGUCCAACUCGGAGAUGGAAGCGGCCAUGGUGAAACUGCAGUCGCAGAUCUCCACCAUGGAGAAGAACCUGAAGAACAUUGAGGAGGAAAACAAAAUCAUAGAGGAGCAAAACGAAGCCCUGUUCCUGGAGCUCUCAGGGUUGAGCCAGGCUCUAAUCCAAAGUCUUGCCAAUAUCCGCCUUCCGCACAUGGAGCCAAUUAGCGAGCAGAACUUCGAUGCGUACGUGAACACGCUGACCGACAUGUACACCAACCAGGAGUGCUACCAGAACCCGGAGAACAAGGACCUGCUGGAGAGCAUCAAGCAAGCUGUCAAGGGCAUCCAGGUUUAGUGCCGCAGGACGGAGACGAGGAAGUGAGCAGACUGUAAGAUGGAACUUUCCCUCCAAGUAUUCAGGUUUACAAGUUGGAAAACUUGUUUAAUGAAUGAAAAAAAAAAAAAAAAAA